Jatropha curcas is the source of this 1009-nucleotide messenger RNA. RefSeq names its product protein OXIDATIVE STRESS 3. NCBI's taxonomy places the organism in Eukaryota, Viridiplantae, Streptophyta, Magnoliopsida, Malpighiales, Euphorbiaceae. The record is from RefSeq and is a predicted model, not a curated record.
AAAGAGAAAAAAAAAAAACAUCACAAGACAAACAAAUCUUAUUAUAUAAUGAAAAAUAAAACACAGCAAUCUGCAUGAAUUCAAGAAAGGUGCUCAGAACCCUCCAAUACUACCCUUUUCUUUUUGUAUAAUAUAAACCCUUUCUGCUGCAAGAUCUCUCUUCUUUACUUUCUUCCUUCUCUUGCCUUUCGUUGGAGACUAUAUUAUAUAGAAACUAAUGGCUGAAGAAAGAAAAUUUUGGGAUCUUAAUUUUGAAAAAGUAAACCCUAGUCAAUUAGAAGAGCAAGAUCAAAGCUGCGUGAUGGCCAUGGAUUGUCAUGGUGAUGAUAAUGCUUAUGACUCAACAUCAGCUGAAUCCUCCAUGGAAGCUUCAUCGAACUCAGUUAUAUCUUCCUCUUCAACAGAUUUAUUCGAAGAUGCAUCUUCUUCACAAUCACCGUUAUCAUCAUCAUCAUCAACUUCAUCAACAUAUACAAAUAGGCCUCUAUAUGACUUAUCAGAGCUCAUGACCCAACUUCCUAUCAAGAGAGGUCUUUCAAAGUUUUAUCAAGGGAAGUCUCAAUCUUACACAUCUUUAGCAAGUGUAAAGGACUUGGAAGAUCUGGCAAAGAAAGUGAAAAGCACUCCAUCUAGAUCAAGAAUGAAGUCGAGCAAAAGCUAUGCUGCGGUUUUGGAUGGACACAAGUCUUAUAGUCCUAAAGCUACCAUAUCAAAAAAGAUUUCAGGUUCAAGAGGAUCUUUUUUAUCCUUUUUAAGCAAGAGAGCUAAUUCUUUAGUGGGUAAUUGUUAAUUAGGGAUUUUAAAUCCAUGUUCAUGUGCAAUUUGAUGCAUCUUUUUAUGAUGCAGAACUUGCAUUGCAUAUUUUUGCAAGGGGGUUGGGUUUAAGAAGGUAGUGAAAUCAAGAACAUCUAUUAUUAUGCAAAAUGCACAAUCUUUAAUUAGCAUUUUUUUUUUAAAUUUUUUUGUAGUUUGAAGAUUUGAUGAAAUGGAGAAAAAGAUCUAUAUACCA